AAGAAGAAGAAGAACGCCCUCUCGAAGCUCGAAGGAAUGAAGAGGGUCGCUCUCGCUUGGCUAUGCCUACUAUCAGUAGCUGAGAUCUCGCUGCUGCAGUCAGCAGCAAUGGCGGGUCCGUCGGAGGCUUCCGCCAUGAGCCCGUCUCGGCUCGAGGCCCGAGCUGCCAUCCGAUCGCGCAAGCUGGUCUCCGAAUCCCCGGCCGAGCCUGCCUCUAGCGUCGCCGGGCCGUCGGAAGAGAACGAAGGGUCCCCCCGCGCGGCGGCGGCUGCUGAAGUGCCGUUGGGAGCGGAGGCUGUUGCUGAAACGGUGGUGGCGACGACGAAGCACAGGUCCUCGGAUAAGUCCGUGGCCGGCGGAGGGGUCAUCAUCGGAGGCCUGGUGACCGCCAUUUUCGCCGCGGUGUUCUGCUACAUCAGGGUCACCCGGAAGAGAGACGGCGUCCCUCGUUGAGCUCUUGCUCAACGCGAGUUCUCGUUGUGCGUGAAGAGAAAAAAGGUAUAGCGGUUUAGGAGAUAGGUACGACGACGAAGCUUUAGCUUAGUGACGGGUUACGGGGUUGGAGAAAUUCGUAUAUGCUUUGGAUUGAUUAAAAAAAUCUUUGAUGAUCAGUUUGUGAAUGGAUGAGUUUGCUCAUGAAAUUCGAUCAGACCAUCGGCUGGAGGAGGCAGUCGAUUUCACUUUCCUAAUUCAAAUGCGCGACUCGCUUUAAUCCGGAAAUCAACAUCAUCAUCAUC
Rhodamnia argentea is the source of this 737-nucleotide messenger RNA. RefSeq lists its product as uncharacterized. The transcript has 2 exons. The coding region runs from base 37 to 453 and encodes 138 amino acids. NCBI's taxonomy places the organism in Eukaryota, Viridiplantae, Streptophyta, Magnoliopsida, Myrtales, Myrtaceae. The record is from RefSeq and is a predicted model, not a curated record.